AGAUUAUAUCUCCUCUCCCCUAACAUGAAAUUGCUGGUUACUGUGGUCGUGGCUGUGGUGGUGGCUCGGGGUAGCGCUGUAGUCAGCUCCUCGUCCCACAUCACCUUUGGAGGCUCAUCUCAUGGCUCUUUAGGGGCUACAUCUCAUGGCUCCGGCUUUACUCGACCUCAUGAAUCGUUUUCUGCACCUCAUAGCUUCUCAAAACCUGUCCAGCAUGGUUCCGCUUUCUCCAGACCUCAUGGUUCUCUGAGUGGCUUUGAUCAUGGCUCAUCCCAGUUGUCUCAUGGUAGCUAUACACCACCUCGGCCAACCUAUGGUGCUCCUGUUGACACCUACUCUCCUCCCAAGCCAACCUAUGGUGCACCUGUUCACACCUACUCUCCUCCCAAGCCAACCUAUGGUGCACCUGUUCACACCUACUCUCCUCCCAAGCCAACCUAUGGUGCUCCUAUUGACACCUACUCACCACCUCAAGACAUCUACAGUGUCCCUACAAAUACUUAUGGAGAGCCAUAUGACACCUACUCGCCUGCACAGGACAUCUACACAGUGCCAACUAAUGCUUAUGGUUUGCCUCUUGACACCUACACACCACCAAGUUAUGGCGGCUAUCACUAAGGCGAAGACACAUCAAGAGGUUUCAGAAGCCUGAGACUAUUUGCUUCUUCACGAGAUUGCAAAGGGGCUUCCAUCCCCAAGAAACGGUGGAUCUUCUAUCGACUGUGGCACCUCGUAGUCUCCCAUGGCACCCCUUUCUCGACUAUGGCACCCCGUGGUCGAGAAUGACGCUCUUGCCUGUGACUGAUUCCUGAACAUCACUCAACAUGUAAAAUAAGAAUGUGUCCCCAAGGUUGCUACACUUCUAAAUAUAUUUGUAUUUUUUGUACUUAUAUGAAAAAAUUACAAUAAGUAGAAUGCAA
This is a messenger RNA of Procambarus clarkii (red swamp crayfish), 920 nucleotides long. RefSeq lists its product as uncharacterized. The record is from RefSeq and is a predicted model, not a curated record. Lineage: Eukaryota; Metazoa; Arthropoda; Malacostraca; Decapoda; Cambaridae.